This is a messenger RNA of Penicillium alfredii, 279 nucleotides long. RefSeq lists its product as uncharacterized. The record is from RefSeq and is a predicted model, not a curated record. The transcript has a single exon. Bases 1 to 279 code for a protein of 92 amino acids. NCBI's taxonomy places the organism in Eukaryota, Fungi, Ascomycota, Eurotiomycetes, Eurotiales, Aspergillaceae.
AUGAAGCGUGAAGAGAUCACUGGGAAGCCGCCCAAGCUCAGGAACCGCUGGGCGCCAUGUCAAUCGACCGCGUGUGCCAUGGACCACGUCGGCAGCCCCUUCGGCAGGGCUGCGGCCCCCAAUGACGAAUUCCCUCGAUUCUAUAACAUCCAGCCAGACCAUGGCUGGACGCUGACUGACACCAUGGCCAAUGAUACUGGUCGCCGUUGGUCAACCUCUGGGGGAACCAGGGAAACAAAGUCUUCCCUCAACGCUCGUUCCAAUCGUCAUGGCGCGUAG